Molecule: messenger RNA, 759 nt
Organism: Penicillium griseofulvum
Lineage: Eukaryota; Fungi; Ascomycota; Eurotiomycetes; Eurotiales; Aspergillaceae
Product: putative RNA annealing protein Yra1
Exons: 5
Coding region: 1-759 (252 amino acids)
Biological process (GO): mRNA export from nucleus
Cellular component (GO): nucleus
Molecular function (GO): mRNA binding
Source: RefSeq, a predicted model, not a curated record
AUGUCUGCCAACCUUGAUAAGUCGCUUGAUGAUCUCGUCGGCAGCCGUCGUCAGACCGCUCGCAACUCUCGUCGCCGCGGCGGUGCCCGCCGUGCCGCGACUAAGCCUUCCGCCGUUGGUGGUGUGAAGAAGUCGACCAAGGCUGCCCCCAAGCCUGCCGCUCACCCAGCUCCUGUCGCCCAGACUGGUUCCAGCAAGAUUCUUGUCAGCGGAUUGCCUUCCGAUGUGUCUGAGGCCAAUGUCAAGGAAUACUUCAACAAGUCCGCUGGCCCCGUCAGGCGGGUCAUGCUCACCUACAACCAGAAUGGCACUAGCCGUGGCAUCGCCUCCAUCCAAUUCAACAGGGCAGACACCGCUGCCAAGGCUACCAAGGAACUCAACGGACUCCUCGUCGAUGGUCGCCCUAUGAAGAUCGAAGUUGUCUAUGAUGCCUCUCACGUUCCUGCUGCCCCUGCUUCUAAGCCUCUCACUGAGCGCAUUGCUCACAAGGCUCGACCCAAGUCCGCCGCUACUCCCAAGGCUAAGGAAACUAAGGCCUCCGCUACUGAGAAGGGAACCCGCCGCGGUAAGGGCGGCGCUCGUUCUCGUGGCCGCGUUACCGGCCGUGGAAAGCCCAAGACUAUUGAGGAGCUUGAUGCUGAGAUGGUCGACUACUUCUCCGCCGAUGCGCCCCCUGCUGAAGGCACUGCUCCCGCCAACGGCACUGUCCCCCAGGCCAGCGCCAACCAGGACAUCGGCAUGGCCGACGAGAUCUCCUAA